UAUCCCAUCGAACUAAUGUGCAGUGUGGAAAGAAUUUGUCGACUUUGCUUGCAGGAAGAGUUAGAAAAUGGCCAGUCCUAUCUGUUACCGCUGGCGGACGAUAGAAAGACGGUGGACAUGAUCCGCGAAACAAUCGCCAUCGAUGUUUUCGUUGACGAAAGAGCACAGUAUUACUUGUGUGUAGAAUGUAAAGAGUUGCUGCUGAAGUGUUUCGACUUCCGCGAACGUUGCCUGGUAAAUGAUGCAAUUUUCCGACGGAAAUUCUCCCGCAGUGCGGCUACCGAGGAGGAGGAGAAGACAGAGACAACUUUCCUGCCGGCGGACACGGUCGUGUUGGAUGGGGAAAAGGGUGAGAAAAGGGAGAAGAAGGGCAAUCAUUCCGAUGAGGAGGAACUGUUUUUGCACGAGUUUAUGAUAGAAACGAUCGAGGAAAACAAUGAUGAUUGUGAUACGUAUGAACCGCUGCAAGUGGAAAUACUGCAGGAGGAGAACGGUUCCGACAGUGAAUCAUUGCCCAAAAGGAAGAAAAGCGUGUGCAAAAAACGGUCCCGCAAGAAAGCGGAUGAUGCUGACAAAGCGAACAACAAGCUGCCUUGCGCUCAGUGCGGUAAAAUGAUCGCACGGAAUAAUAUCAAUCAGCACCAGCUUACGCACGAUCCGGAUCGGCCGCAGGUGUUCUGCUCGUACUGUGGGAAAGCGUUUAAGGAUCCACGCCGUAUGCAGAUGCACAUCAACAGUAACCACACGCUUGAGAAGAAGUAUCCGUGUGAUGUCUGUGGGAAGGUUUAUCUGCGGCCGGCCUCGCUGAAGGACCACAAGCUGACGAAGCAUAGUGCCGAUAAGCGGUACGAGUGUUCGGAUUGUGGGCGAGCGUUUACCAGCUGGGCCCAACGGUGGCAUCACUUCAAGAAGGAGCACACGACGGCCAAACCGUUUGCCUGUACCUAUUGUGAUUGGGCGUUUAAGUUUAAGUGUGAUCUCACGCUACACAUCCGGAAACACACCGGUGAAAAGCCUUUCAAGUGUGACAUCUGCGGGAAAGCGUUCAACAAGAGCUACAAUGUGGUAAUACACAAGAAAUCGCACCGCAAUCUCUUACCGGUAGAGCAAGGUACGAGUCCGUCGGAUGAAACACUCAUACCCCAAACGGUGGUAAAAGCGAACAAUACAGAAUAG
Molecule: messenger RNA, 1176 nt
Organism: Anopheles maculipalpis
Lineage: Eukaryota; Metazoa; Arthropoda; Insecta; Diptera; Culicidae
Product: zinc finger protein 664-like
Exons: 3
Coding region: 16-1176 (386 amino acids)
Biological process (GO): regulation of transcription by RNA polymerase II
Cellular component (GO): nucleus
Molecular function (GO): zinc ion binding; DNA-binding transcription factor activity, RNA polymerase II-specific; RNA polymerase II transcription regulatory region sequence-specific DNA binding
Source: RefSeq, a predicted model, not a curated record